Girardinichthys multiradiatus is the source of this 570-nucleotide messenger RNA. Its product is annotated as histone H2B 1/2. Gene Ontology annotation, cellular component: nucleosome. The record is from RefSeq and is a predicted model, not a curated record. Gene Ontology annotation, molecular function: structural constituent of chromatin; protein heterodimerization activity; DNA binding. NCBI's taxonomy places the organism in Eukaryota, Metazoa, Chordata, Actinopteri, Cyprinodontiformes, Goodeidae. The transcript has a single exon. The coding region runs from base 16 to 390 and encodes 124 amino acids.
UAGAAAAUCAUCAGGAUGCCUGAACCCGCCAAGUCUGCGCCCAAGAAGGGCUCCAAGAAAGCCGUGACCAAGACGGCCGGCAAAGGAGGCAAGAAGAAGAGAAAGACCAGGAAGGAGAGCUAUGCCAUCUACGUGUACAAGGUGCUGAAGCAGGUCCACCCUGACACCGGCAUCUCGUCCAAGGCCAUGAGCAUCAUGAACUCGUUUGUCAACGACAUCUUUGAGCGCAUCGCCUCCGAGGCUUCUCGUCUGGCUCACUACAACAAACGCUCCACCAUCACCUCCAGGGAGAUCCAGACCGCCGUGCGGCUCCUGCUGCCCGGUGAGCUGGCCAAGCACGCCGUGUCUGAGGGCACCAAGGCUGUCACCAAGUACACCAGCUCCAAGUAAACAGUGCUGCUGUUUACCACCAACUCAACAAAGGCCCUUUUAAGGGCCACACAAAAGCUCUUUUUAAGUGCAGAAAACCUGCUCUGAUUAUUUUAAUUGAUUUGAAUAUUAUAUUUGGCAAUAAUUUGAUAUUCACUUUUUUGUGGGGAUAAAUAAAAUGUUUGCUUGAUGGACAUCUGA